AUAAAGCAGCAGCCUGUCCUGGUGAGGGAUAGUCACGCUCGCAACCUACAGACCAAGUGAGCCCGGGGCCCUCAGCCCAGCCCCAGUUGCCGGACAGGACCUAGCACCUCUCCCUGAGACAAUGACUAUGUUUGAAAAUGUCACUCGGUCCCUGACCAGACAGCUAAACCCCCGAGGGGACCUGACACCCCUUGACAGCCUCAUAGACUUCAAGCGCUUCCACCCCUUCUGCCUGGUGCUGAGGAAGAGGAAGAGCACGCUCUUUUGGGGUGCCCGGUAUGUGCGCACUGACUACACCCUCCUGGAUGUGCUGGAACCUGGCAGCUCACCUUCAGAUCCAACAGAUUCUGGGAACUUUGCCUUUAAGAACAUGCUGGAUGCCCGAGUGGAGGGACAGGUGGAUGUGCCGAAGACAGUCAAGGUGACAGGGACUGCAGGGCUGUCUCGAAGCAGCACUCUGGAGGUGCAGACACUCAGUGUGGCUCCCAAGGCCCUGGAGACCUUGCAGAAGGAGAGGAAGCUGGGAGCAGAGUGCCCGUUCCUUAAGGAGAUGCGAGAUCGAGGAGAGAACCUGUAUGUGGUGAUGGAAGUGGUGGAGACCGUACAGGAGGUCACUCUGGAGAGAGCUGGCAAGGCAGAGGGUGUCUUCUCCCUCCCAUUCUUCGCCCCACUGGGGCUACAGGGAUCCAUAAACCACAAGGAAGCUGUGACCAUCCCCAAGGGCUGCAUCCUGGCCUUUCGAGUGAGACAGCUGAUGGUCAAAGGCAAAAAUGAGUGGGAAAUUCCACAUAUCUGCAACGAGGACAUGCAAACCUUCCCUCGCGGAGAAAAGCCAGAAGAGGAGAAGUUCGCCCUCAUCCAGGCAGCUGAUGUUGGGGAGGCCCAUGAGGACUUCGGGACACUGAAAGAAGAGAUUCAUCGAGAGAUCCAAGAAGUGGAGAAGCUGAACCAUGUGGGACAAAGGUCUCUGCUCACCUCCCUCAGCAAACUUCUAGGAAAGAAAAAGGAACUACAAGACCUGGAACUCACGCUUGAAGGGGCUCUAGACAAAGGACAUGAAGUGACACUGGAGGCACUCCCAAAAGACGUCCUAAUAUCAAAGGAGGUUAUGGGCGCCAUCCUCUAUUUCCUUGGCGCCCUAACAGAGUUAAGUGAAGCCCAACAGAAGCUGCUGAUAAAAUCCAUGGAGAAAAAGAUUCUACCUGUGCAACUAAAGCUUGUGGAGAGUAUAAUGGAACAGAGUUUCCUACAGGAUAAAGAAGGUGUUUUCCCCCUGCAACCUGACCUGCUCUCCUCCCUUGGAGAAGAGGAACUGACCUUCACAGAAGCCCUAGUGGGACUGAGUGGCCUGGAAGUGCAGAGAUCGGGCCCCCAGUACAUGUGGGACCCAGACACCCUCCCUCACCUCUGUGCCCUUUACGCUGGCCUCUCCUUCCUGCAGCUGCUGACCAAGGCCCCCUAACUUGCCCUUUCCAUCUGCUUCCUGCUUCCCUAAUGCCUUCCCUACCUCACUGUGCUAUGUCCUUAACAACAAAGGGCAUUUCAGAGCCGCCAGGCUGAGGGUGAUGGAAACCCUAGCUGAUCCCCCAAGAUAACCAAUUUCCACUUGUCCAACUCUGUAUCUCCCCCCACCCCUGCAGCUCUGCAAGCCGCUAAGCCCAUCUGCUGAUGCUUAA
This is a messenger RNA of Molossus molossus (Pallas's mastiff bat), 1676 nucleotides long. It is a transcript of the gene GSDMA, whose product is annotated as gasdermin A. The coding region runs from base 122 to 1462 and encodes 446 amino acids. The transcript has 12 exons. Gene Ontology annotation, biological process: defense response to bacterium; pyroptotic inflammatory response. The record is from RefSeq and is a predicted model, not a curated record. Lineage: Eukaryota; Metazoa; Chordata; Mammalia; Chiroptera; Molossidae. Gene Ontology annotation, molecular function: phosphatidylinositol-4,5-bisphosphate binding; phosphatidylserine binding; phosphatidylinositol-4-phosphate binding.